AAGGAAGUAAAUGUUCUCGUUAGUAAUGAUGGUGUAGUUAUAGCAGGACAUGGUAGUUGAAAGUUCAUUGGAUCAACCAUUGUCCUUCAAUGUCUUCUCAUAUAUAUACAUUAUUAAAUGCUUUCCCUCCAUAUCUCAGGCACCAGGAAAAAAGGUUACAGCCCAAGCAUUAAUCUCAUCUGCUAUGGUAUGGAAAUUGCUCUACUCGGUUCAGGAUGCUCGAGAUCCCUCUCGCAAGUCCUAUAUUGCUAUUGAGAAACUGAUGUGCUCAUAUAUGUUCACCUUCUUCGCCGCCCAGGCGUGGAGACAGGGAAGGCUGGCAGGGCCCUCGCCCCUCCAAGAAAAAGUUUGUAAUGUCUAUGUAUGUAUAAAUAAUUAUAAGCGCUAAAAAAAUAUAGUGAAAUUCUAAGUCUUGUCCCCCCAAAAUAAAUUACUUAAGCAUCCCCCCAACAUGCCAUUUUUUGCUCUGCCAUUGCCACUGCCUGGCUAGCAUGGAUGUAACAUGGGGGUGGAACGCCCAACCUUCAUGUACCUCUUGGUAUGGAUAUCUGGGCCGAUCUAAUGUCGGUUUUCUCCCCUGGGGGAGUGGAUUAAGCCUAUCAGAAUUCCGGAUGUACAUAAAGAAAUGUAAACAACUUUUAUUUGAAAAAGUAACCCCGAAUAUUUGGGGACCCCAUUCAAUUUGAUGAAGACUCUUAUGAGAACUCAAUAUCCACUGUUUUUG
This is a messenger RNA of Cuscuta epithymum, 724 nucleotides long. The record is from the annotation of a GenBank genome assembly. NCBI's taxonomy places the organism in Eukaryota, Viridiplantae, Streptophyta, Magnoliopsida, Solanales, Convolvulaceae.